AUCUUUUGGCAAAUGAAUAAACAAUAGAUACUUUCUCUUCUUUCCUAUUAGCGUUAGCUCUGUAGAACAACUCUGCACAUUCCAUUCUUUACCUCUUCCCUGUUCUUCCUCCAUCCUUCCAUUACUUCGCCAAAUUCCACCAACGAUCCUUACAAGUGGUAUCAGAGCCUGUCAUCUGGCAACAAUGGCGUCUAAUACAUCGAGAAUCAUUGUUUUGGAAACUCAAAUGGCGGCUAUCAAGCAGCAGAUGGACUCACGGCACCGGGAUUUGAAGGCCGCCAUUGCUGCUCUUGCGGAUUCGACGAAGGCCUCCAUCGAUGCUCUUACUGAUUCGUUGGAGCAACGGCGGGACGUUUCUAGGGUUCGUUCUCCAUGGCACGCGUCUCCCAAUCAGUUCGCUGAUCCACAGCCGUUCAUUCCGCCGCCGCGUCAAUCGUUGAUUCUGGAUCCUCAUGUGUGGGUUCCUUCUUCCACCGUCUCCGGGCAACUUGCCUCGAUCGCCGACCACCAGGUUCCUUCUCCAACCUUCAAUUUGGUUUCUCCCCUGUCUACAUCAGCACCGAAAUCCCUAAUUCCUUCUGCUGUUUCUUCUCCGAGAAUUCAAGACCCAAAUCCCUCUUCUCCUGAACCACCGCCGUUUGCCUUGCCUUCUUUCCCACCAUCUUUUGCUCUGUUGCCUUCUACUCCAUCAGUUGUUGUAUAUCCAAUUGAUUCUUUUGCUACUCCUGUUGCUUCGUCAACCUCCAACCCUUCACAUCCGUUUCCUCAUAGUAGUGCAGCCAUUAAGGAAAUCAAGAUUGAAACUCCCAAAUCUUUCCCUCCUACGCUGCUUUCGUCUUUUUUCCUGCCUUCUCCACCACAAACGAUUUCUACUCUUAAAAUCCAUUCAUUACCCAACUGGGACAUCCACACUUCAUUCACUGGUGAUCCUAAUGACAUAUGUGCACAGAAGAUUGAAUCUUCAGUUUCGCGUGGGGCUAGCAGCAUUUCUGGCAGCUGUGAUAAUUUUGCUAUUCGGGUUUUUCCUACAGUGUUCAGUUCUGGAUUCCAGGACUGCCAUAUUCCAUUGAUGCACUCUAAGUUGAAUUACGGGGUUCGAAUUUGUUGUGGUUAUGGUGGGAACUGUGUAGCUCCUACAAGGAGAGAAAAAUACCCUUUGUUCAUGGUUCCAUUCGUGGGUUGCAAUAUGGCGAUCUUCAACUCCAGUGUCCAGUAUGGGUUUCAGAUUUUUCCAACAUAUUAUGGGGUUCACCUGAAUUCUCAUACGGGAUGCACUUAUGCUGAUUUUAAGGGCCCUUACAAGGAUUAUGAAGAGCAUGUGGAUGGUGUUGAGCACGUCAAGAGGAAACAAAAUUGUGGGUUGAGUGAGCGAGAUAAUGGUUUGUUUGUUGAAAGCAGUGAACCUGUGAAGGAUUGGGUCAGCAGGGUACGGAGAGAGGGGGUACAUUGUGCUGCAGGAGAAGGUUGUGCUAAAGUUAGUCAGCAGGGUAAUGUUGCAAAUAAGAAUGCAGGGUCUAUUUCAAUUGUUGAAAAUGAGCGAACUUUAGCAGCAACAAAGCUAGCUAAGGAAAGAGUGGAUCAUACUGAUCUCACUUUCUUUGCAUACUUCCUUUGGAACUAUUCUACAGUAAUUAAGUUCGUAAAACCUCAAGAAAGACACUACAAUUCUCAUAUCAGUACUGGGUUGCGGGAGUUGCAACGUCAUUUCUACAGCGGCAGCAUCGAGCAGCUUCCAUUGAAGAAGAGGAUCAUGUUCUUGAAAAUCUGACAUGUGGGGCUCACUUUGUUGUAGUUAGCAGUACGGAUUGCCAUGGGUUGAGCAGUGAUUUUGGGCUGCAGCCAACGCUAGACAAGAGUUUUGUGAUCUUGGAGGAACAUGUUUGCAGAGCUUGCAGUUUGUGGCUGUUGUUGCCCUCCGGCGUUCUUUGGGCUUGCUGAUCAUCUUACUUCCACAGUAGGGACUAUUACUUUUUUGGGUCUAGCUCAAGUUCUCACUAUUUCAAUUGGAGCAUUGGCGGAGCGAGUAUUACAGCAGCAGCACUAGGUCCAAUUCUUCACUAAUAACAUCGUAUGAGCUCA
Messenger RNA from Linum trigynum, 2079 nucleotides. The record is from the annotation of a GenBank genome assembly. Lineage: Eukaryota; Viridiplantae; Streptophyta; Magnoliopsida; Malpighiales; Linaceae.